CCGUGAGUCAUUUUCUGCCCAUCUCUGGUCGCGCGGUCUCAGCGGUAGUCACCACAUUAAGAGGUUUGCAGGGUUGCAAAAUGGCAGAAGCGGAUCUUAACACGGUUUCGGAACCUGCCGCCCAAAGGGUUGCUGAAGAGAAGAUGGCUAGCUCCUCUAGUGAUUCUGGGGAGGAAUCUGACUGCAGUAGCUCUAGCAGCAGCACUAGUUGCAGCAGCAGUUGCAGCAGCAGCAGCAGCAGCAGCAGCGGCCGCAGCCGCUUAUAUAGAAAGAGGAGGGUAUCUGGGCCUUCCAGAAAAGCACGACGGGCUCCUUUGGGUAAAAGUUUCGUGGAUAGGCUGCCUCGGGCCGUUAGAAAUCGUGUGCAGGCGCUCAGAAAUAUUCAAGAUGAAUGUGACAAGGUAGACAUCCUGUUCUUAAAGGCAAUUCACGAUCUCGAAAGAAAAUAUGCCGAACUCAAUAAGCCUCUAUACGAUCGGCGAUUUCAAAUAAUCAAUGCAGAAUAUGAACCUACAGAAGAAGAAUAUGAGUGGAAUUCAGAGGAUGAGGUGUUCAGCAGUGAUGAGGAGGUGCAGGAAGACAGCCCUAGUGAAAUGCCUGCUUUAGAGGGUGAGGAAGAAGAUAACGAGCCUAAAGGAAAACCUGAGGUAAAGGCUGAAGAAAAUGAGGUUCCAAAAGAAAUUCCUGAGACAAAGGCUGAAGAAAAAGCAGAGUCUAAAGAUUUUCUGGGGACAAAGCCUGAAGUGAAAGAAGACCCUAAAGUAGACCCUCAGGUAAAGGCAGAAGAUAAAGAACAGACUAGAGCAACAGAAGCUAAGGCAAAGGCUGCCAUAAUAGAGGCUCCUAAAAGAAUUCCUGAGGCCAGGCCUAAAGAAAGAGUGAAUCUUAAAAGAGCUCGUAAGGGAAAGCCUAAAAAAGAUCCUAAAGGCAUUCCUGACUAUUGGCUGACUGUUUUAAAGAAUGUUGACAAGCUCGGGCCCAUGAUUCAGAAGUAUGAUGCACCCAUUCUGAAGUUCUUGUCAGAUAUUAGCCUAAAGUUCUCAAAACCUGGCCAGCCUAUAAGUUACACAUUUGAAUUUUAUUUUCUACCCAAUCCAUACUUCAGAAAUGAGGUGCUGACCAAGACAUAUAUAAUAAAGUCAAAACCAGAUCACAAGGAUCCCUUCUUCUCUUGGGGAUGGGAAAUCCAAGAUUGCAAGGGCUGUAAAAUAGAUUGGAGAAGAGGAAAGGAUGUUACUGUGACAACCACCCAGAGUCGAACAACUGCUACUGGAGAAAUUGAAAGUCAGCCAAGACUGGUUCCUAAUGCAUCAUUCUUCAAUUUCUUUAGCCCUCCUGAGAUUCCUAAGAUUGGAAAACUAGAGCCACGAGAAGAUGCUAUCCUUGAUGAGGACUUUGAAAUUGGUCAAACUUUACAUGAUAAUGUCAUCCUGAAAUCGAUCUAUUACUAUAGAGGAGAAGUCAAAUGUACCUAUGAAGAUAGUACAAAUUAUGGAAACAGGAAAUAUCGAAAAUAAAAACAAGAAGCUGCUUGAAAGAAUUUUCAAGAAUCUCAAAACUUCAAUCAGAAGUGAAGCAGGUUUAUAUAGCCUUAGGCGAGAUGGGAGGGGGGCACUGCUCUAUAGCCUCAACACUAGCAUUCCUUAUAGUCUUGUGUUUUCAUAUUUUCUUGGUAGUCUGAAAAUGGUCUUACAGUGUCUAAGUAUCAGUUUAUCUAGCCUGUUGUAGUGUAAUAUUCUUCAAAAUAUAUAAAUGUUGCAGUUAUCUAAAGCAUGCUCAUUUUGUGCUAUAAAGUUCUGAUUUUUGUGAAGUCUUUUUGUCAUGUUCCUAUUAGAAUGUAGCUGUGAAAACUGUCAGAAUUGUCAUUUGAGACACAUAUUUGCUUGAAAAAAACAGUUCCUGAAGUACCAACGCAAGUGUUUUUUUAUUUCCAGCCUGGAAGACUAAAAGUUUAAAUCUGCUUGCACUAGCUGUGCCUUCAUUACUUUGCUAUAGAAAUAUGGUACUUACAUUGACUAGAACAGCUUAACAGUGAAAUUUGCUUAAAAAAGAUUAGCAUACAUUUAAGAAUGUCCAUCGAGCCCAUAUAGGAUAUGACUGUGAGCUUAUUUAUGUGACAUAGUGGUCUAUAAAUUAAUAAUUAAGUUAUUGUUUACCACUGAAGUGUUAGUGACAUGGUAUUUUUUAAAAGUUUCCUCAUAUUAUACUGUGUAAUUGUAAACUGAGGUUACUAACCACAUUUUCUUUGUAAUAUGUUCUACUUUAUCUUUCACUAAGAUGAUCACUUUAUAUCAAUUGAUAUUUUUUCAUGUUCUAUUGCAUCCUAAAAUGCCAAAUAAAGUGUAUCAUGCAAUAAAAAUCUAA
This is a messenger RNA of Felis catus (domestic cat), 2364 nucleotides long. RefSeq names its product nucleosome assembly protein 1 like 3 (gene NAP1L3). Gene Ontology annotation, cellular component: nucleus; chromatin. The transcript has a single exon. NCBI's taxonomy places the organism in Eukaryota, Metazoa, Chordata, Mammalia, Carnivora, Felidae. The record is from RefSeq and is a predicted model, not a curated record. Gene Ontology annotation, biological process: nucleosome assembly. Bases 81 to 1517 code for a protein of 478 amino acids. Gene Ontology annotation, molecular function: histone binding; chromatin binding.